CACGUCCGAACACGCGAGCAAACGCACCACGUGUUCCUCCACAAGUACAGCAUGGCGAACUGGACUCAACAAGAGUCAACCGGGGAACCAGAACCUAUCGCAAACCCCGUAGAUGUGUCCAGUGUCCAGCAAAUACCCAGCGCAGAUGCCGGCGGGAGCGCGCCGGUUGUCCCGUGUCUGAUCCCGUCGUUCGCGGACGCGGUGAAGUUGCUGGACGCUCGCUACUCGUGUCUGGUUGUGGACACGCACCGGAGACACAUCGCCCUGCCGCCCGUUUACAUGCGCAAGAAACGGACAGGAAUACAGGAAGAGCUGAACGCAGAUCUGCUCAAAUACUCCAGCAGUCUGAAAGGCGUUCCUGUGGCUUAUGAUAACAUUAAAGUGGUAGGACAACAUGGAGAUAUUUAUGAUGAUCAAGGAUAUAUUCACUUCAAUAUCGAAGCAUCAUUCGUGGUCUUCAAACCAAGGAAAGGAUCAAAACUUGUGGGUGUAAUUAAUAAAAUCGGAGUCGGUCACGUGGGCUGUCUGGUCCACGGCUGCUUUAACGCGAGCGUAGUGAAGCCCAAUCUGCUGACCCCAGAGCAGUGGAGAGACUCGGGGCUGCAUGUUGGAGAAAGUCUGGAGUUUGAGGUUUUCCAGCUGGAUGCUGAUGCUGCAGGAGUUUUGCUUGUCAGAGGGAGGCUGGAAAAAUCCAGGGUGCAAGAGCUUGCGGCUCAGACUGAACAAAACGACACCGAUGUGAAUCUAGAACCGGAAAACACAGAAGAUACCGACAGUCCAAAACCUAAGAAGAAAAAGAAGAAAGAUAAGCGUGAGAAACAGGCCGCAUCAGAAGACAACAGCGAGAACCACGAACCGGAAGUGGACGGGUUGGAGGUGGACUGCAAUUCAAACAGACUGCACAAAAAGAAAAAGAAGAAAGAGAAAAGAAAAGAUUCGGAUGAGACGUUACCCUCAGAGCUGCCGGCGAGUGACUCCAGCAGCGGGUACUUGAGUGAAAAGACCGGCAGAAAGAGACAUGCAGCUGAGAUUGAGGACGAUUGUGAAAUGCCCGUUGCCAAAAAAAAGAAAAAGAGCAAGUGAAGGGUCGCUGAACUAUAAUGAACUAUAAUUUGAUUGUGCCUGAAAUAAACAAUAUAAUAAAAUGUAUAUUCAACAUA
Molecule: messenger RNA, 1160 nt
Organism: Paramisgurnus dabryanus
Lineage: Eukaryota; Metazoa; Chordata; Actinopteri; Cypriniformes; Cobitidae
Gene: polr1f
Product: RNA polymerase I subunit F
Biological process (GO): DNA-templated transcription initiation; DNA-templated transcription; transcription elongation by RNA polymerase I
Cellular component (GO): RNA polymerase I complex
Source: RefSeq, a predicted model, not a curated record